AUGCCAGUCCUGGGUAUAGAUGUGGGAUCAUCAACCUCAACCGUCGCAACAAUCUCAAGGGGAGCUAUUGAUAUAGUUCUGAACGAUGUAUCUCAAAGAUAUACACCAACCUGUGUAUCAUAUGGAGAAUACCAAAGAGUCUUUGGUGAACAAGCAAAUACCCAAAUUGUGUCAAAUUUCAAAAACACAUGCCGUGGAUUCCUUAACAUACUCGGCCUGAACUUGAAUUCAGAUAAAGAUGAAAAUUGGAACAUAACAGAAUUGGAUAAAUUCUUCAGCUCAACACCUCUAGUAGUAGAUGAAAAGGGACAAUUAUCAUAUCAGGUUACUAAUGCCGGUAAAACUGUGAAUGUGUCUGCAGUCUCAGCUCUGGUUGGAUACGUCAACUACCUGACUGACCUAGCCGAGAAGUACACAGGAGGAGUGUGUAGAGAAGUGGUGAUGUCUUAUCCAAGCUGGUUCUCAGAGUACCAAAAAAGUCUGUUGGUGGCGUCCGUAAGAGCCUGUGGUUCUAACUGCCUUAGACUAGUCUCGGAAGGAUUUGCAAUGGCAAUGGAUUACGGAAUGUAUAGAAUAAAGCAACUUAACGAUGAAACAGCAACAACAGUAGCACUGGUUAAUAUAGGACACUCACAUACAACAGUGGCAAUCGUUGAUUUCUUCGCAACAUACUGUGUAAUAUUAUCAGAACUCUCAGAUAGAGACCUAGGAGGAAGGUACCUAGAGUACCUUCUGAUGAAUGAAAUGUGCCAAGAAUUCAACAAAAAGUAUAAAUUGGACCCGCUGGGGAACCCAAAGACGAGACUGAAGGUUGAAGCAACAGCUUCUAAAGUUAAAAGAGUUUUAUCAGCAAACUCAGAAUCAUCAUACUCCCUGGAAUGUUUGAUGGAAGAUUAUGAUUUAAACGGCAACUUGAAAAGAGAAGAAUUUGAAGUGCUCUGCUCAAGAGAGUUCCUGCCCAGGUUGUCAGAGCUUCUAAUGUGCUCACUUAAAGUGUCAGGAAGGACCAUGGAGUCGAUAGAUUCAGUAGAGGUGGUUGGAGGGAUAACAAGAGUACCAUGUGUCCAGGCGUUGAUAUCACACGUGUUCGACAAACCAGUGAGCAAAACACUCAACGCAGAUGAAUCCAUAGCAAGAGGAUGUGUACUUCAGGGAGCAAUAAAUAGCAAACACUACAUGGUUAGGAAGUACAAUGUCAUAGAAAAGCUGUCGAGACCAUUUACAGUGACAUUUUUGCAAGGACUGGGACCCUUCUCACAACAACAAAUGCAUAAUGCUGAGAUAAUUACAGUGGCGAACGUGGGAACAAAUUACAACGAAGUCUUUACAGUCAAAGUCAAGUUGGACCCUCCGUUCACAGUUUUCACGUCAUUUGAUGACCCGAGAAUAACCUCAAAAAACCAACUCCAAACAUUCCAGUACACAUUAUCUCAAGUUACGGAAUACAGUCCCACGAGGGACAAAACUAACGAAAAGAAGGGAGAAGAGAAGAAGGAAGGUGAGGAAGAAGUGAACAUGACUGAAGUGGAGGAAUACUUAAGCAAAGUAGAGAAGGAACUUCAGCAGGAAACAGGAAGAACUAAUGCAAACAAAAAUGCACUGGACAGAGAUGCAGAAGGUUGGAUAAUCAAGUUCAAGUUUGACGAGACAGUUAAUCUAUUCUCAUUCUGUAAAGGAUUAGAUGUCAGUGUAAUGAGUCCAUUUAUACUAGAAACAGAUAAACUUUCAACCAAUGAAACAGUGCAAAAGAAAAGGGAUCUUCAUGAAACUAACAGACUCAGAACAUUAAAUGACCUAGAAACCUACGUUUACACAGUAAGGGAUAAACUGCAAACGACACAUAAAGAUUUUGUGGAUCCGAAGAAUAUGAACCAGGUCAUCGAUAAGCUUAACGAAACUGAAAAUUGGCUAUAUGAAAACAGAACAGCUACGCUAGAAAACCUAGAAAAGAUGUAUAAAACCCUAACCUCGCACUUUGACCAGGUUGAAAACAACUACAACGUUUACUUAAACAAGGAACAGAAUUUGUCAGCUUUCUUCUCAAGACUAAGUAACCUGCAUCAAUACUCAGUAGGCACUGACAAUUCAUGGCUUAACGUGCCAGAGAAUGAAAGAGCUUCAAUCUCAAAUAAACUGAACAUGUUAAGCAAUAACACCAUGGAACUUGUGGAAAGGGAAAAGAAUAUGCCAAAAUAUAACAAUCCCCUAUACACAAUGGAACAACUAGAUCAAGAACUAAGAAACGUUAAAGAUGAAAUGGAUAAACUAAUCAAGAAACAUAAGGUAGUAGAACACCCCAAAUCAGAACCUGAACCUGCAAAGGAACCGGAAGUCACAGAACCAGAAGAUGUACAGAAAAAUGAACCUGAAUCUCAAAAUCAGGAAACCGAAAUGGAAGUAGAUGAUGGUAAAUCUCAAGAAGAAAUGGCAAAAUAA
Messenger RNA from Theileria annulata, 2436 nucleotides. RefSeq names its product heat shock protein, putative. The transcript has 6 exons. Gene Ontology annotation, molecular function: ATP binding; ATP-dependent protein folding chaperone. The coding region runs from base 1 to 2436 and encodes 811 amino acids. Gene Ontology annotation, biological process: protein folding. Gene Ontology annotation, cellular component: cytosol; nucleus. The record is from RefSeq and is a predicted model, not a curated record. Lineage: Eukaryota; Apicomplexa; Aconoidasida; Piroplasmida; Theileriidae.